Cyphellophora attinorum is the source of this 603-nucleotide messenger RNA. Its product is annotated as Acetoacetyl-CoA synthetase. Gene Ontology annotation, molecular function: acetoacetate-CoA ligase activity. The transcript has a single exon. The record is from RefSeq and is a predicted model, not a curated record. Bases 1 to 603 code for a protein of 200 amino acids. NCBI's taxonomy places the organism in Eukaryota, Fungi, Ascomycota, Eurotiomycetes, Chaetothyriales, Cyphellophoraceae. Gene Ontology annotation, cellular component: cytosol.
AUGCCAGCUAUGUUUCUCAACGAUCCAGAAGGGAAGAAGUACAAGGCAGCGUACUUUGAGGGCUUUCCGCAUGUCUGGACGCACGGAGACUUUGCGUAUGUCAACCCAGAAACGAAGGGCAUUGUGAUCACGGGCCGCAGCGACGGGGUACUGAACCCAUCUGGGAUCAGAUUUGGCAGUGGCGAUAUCUACGCUGUGCUGGAGCGGCAUUUCAAGGGGAAGUUCUUGGAUGCGAUUUGCGUAGCGCAGCAGCGGCAUGAGAGGGAUCAAAGUGAGCGAGUGCUGCUGUUCUUGCAAUUGCCAGGCGAGGAAAUGACGGUGCGCGAGGAUCUGGUGAAGGGAAUCAAGGAUGCGAUUGCCACGGAUCUGAGUAGGCGGCAUGUGCCGAACUUCGUAUUUGCCGCGAGGAGGAUCCCGUAUAAUGUUAACGGAAAGCGGCUUGAGAUUCCGCUGAAAGCUGUCAUUUCGGAGGGAGAGAAGGCCUUCGGGAAGAGGAAAUUCACCGCUGAGGAAAGAGAUGUGUUGGAGGACUUUCUGCCGUAUUUCGAGGUUGAGAAGAUGGCAAAGAAUCAUGGCGGUGGAAAGGUGAAAGCCAAGCUGUGA